UCCCUUUUGGUUAUAUUUUGAUGGGUUGGAGCUACCUACAAAGAGGAGGCCCAAUUUUAAAGAUAUCUUCUCAACCACAUCUCUCUCUCUCUCUCUCUCUCUCUCUCUCUCUCUCUCUCUCUCUCUCUCUCACACACACACACACAGAGACAGGGAGACACACACAGUCGCUUCUUAAACUUCUUUACUACUUGUACGAAAUGGGUUGUCUUUUGUUUUGGUAUAUUUGUACUCAAGUGUGUGGAUUCUUGUGUUGAAUCAUCUUGUAGAGUUGGCUAUACUUGCAAAACUCUCUUGGAGAAGAAGUUUGCUAACUGUCAGGUUUGAGCUUUUUCACUUUUAAUUUUUUGGUUACAUCUAUCUAAUCUAACUUAUUCUUUGAUUCAUCAACCUUUUGUAAUUACACUACAAUUUAAGUAAGGUAAAAACAAAAGCUUUUAGUAAUCUAAAUUCUAAUCAUUUGUUUCUUAUUCAUUUCUUCUUCUUUCUAUAGGGUUUCUUAAUUAUCUCUCAGAUCUAUAUUACAUGGUUUUUGAGGAUGCAAAAAAAGUUGUUAUGAUAUGAUCAAUCUGUCUGUUUGUUUGUUUGUUAUCAGUUAAUCUGUAAUAUAUGAAAAGAACAAAGAACAAAGAAAUAUUCAGUUCAUUUAAUAAGUGAGAUAGAGAGAGAGAGAAACAUGAAAGGCAUCUUUUUGGAUGACAAUAUGUCAAAUUUAACAUCUGCAUCAAAUGAAGCAAGUCUAUCUUCAUCAAGCAACAGGAAUGAAAUUGGUACUAUGUACCCUCCACCACAGAUGCAGCAGCAGUCCUUCGGUUCUGUGCCAAUCAGUACCAACAACAACAACCAAACUCAAACAAACAAGAAAAAGCGGAAUCUUCCAGGCAAUCCAGAUCCAGAAGCUGAGGUGGUAGCUUUAUCUCCAAAAUCACUUAUGGCAACAAACAGAUUCAUGUGUGAGAUUUGCAACAAAGGGUUUCAAAGAGACCAGAAUCUACAGUUACAUAGAAGAGGGCAUAAUCUACCAUGGAAACUUAAGCAAAAAUCGAAACUAGAGGUGAUUAGGAAGAAGGUGUAUGUGUGUCCCGAACCGAGUUGUGUGCACCAUGACCCGUCAAGGGCACUUGGAGAUCUUACUGGAAUCAAGAAGCAUUUCUCAAGAAAACAUGGUGAGAAAAAAUGGAAGUGUGACAAGUGUUCGAAGCGUUACGCGGUUCAAUCGGAUUGGAAAGCUCAUUCCAAGAUCUGUGGUACACGAGAAUAUCGUUGUGAUUGUGGUACCCUUUUUUCAAGGAGGGACAGUUUCAUUACUCAUAGAGCUUUCUGUGAUGCAUUAGCAGAAGAAACUGGAAGAUUUUCAUCAUCAACUUUAAACAAUCUCCCUCUUCAUUUACCCAUCAAUUUCCCACUCAAAACUGAACCACAACUUGUCCUACAACACCCACAACUUAGCUUCAAUGUAGGAUCUAGUACUCCACAUCAUAACCAUCAAUUACCAUCAUGGUUAAAUCCCACUCAUCAACAACAGCAACAACAAGAAGAAAACCCUAAUCUUGAUCACAAUAUACAUCUUCCAUCUCCUUCAUCUCACAUGUCAGCCACUGCUUUGCUUCAAAAAGCAGCUCAAAUGGGUGUCACCAUGAGCAAUCCUACACCACCUUCCACUGCUAAUACUCCUGCAAUAAUUUUAACCGGGUCCCACCAAACCCUACAGCAUGAUCACAUGUGUGCACCUCUACUAUCAUCUCAUCAUCAUCCUUCUGGACUAUCUAAUUUGUCUUCAAGUGAUAAUCAUCAUGUGAUGUUGGAACCAAGCCGCGGGUUUCCUACUGGCACCACUAGUUGCAUGGACCAGCUGCUUCAUCCUAGCUCAAUGACUUCUACAAGUGUAGGGUCAACCAACAUCCAUGAGAUCUUAAACAUGUUCAAUUCAUCAAAGAAAGACAAUGCAAAUGGGAACAAUAAUGAAUUAACAAGAGAUUUUCUGGGCCUUCAAGGAUUUCCAAAUCCUACUGAUCAACAACAGUUUCUCAACAUGUCUGGUCUUGAUCACAUGAGUCAGUUGAACCCGAACCAUAAUCAGAACCAAGUUCCAUGGCAAGGUUAGCUAGUUUGGAUGAUAGGGACGAACUAAGUACACACCAUAUAUGGUGUACUUUUAGCUCUUUUUUUCUGCUACUUUUUGCUUUUAAAUUUGUUUCUAGUGAUGAACCCCGAACCCAGUUUUCCAUUUUGAUGGUUCCGGAUUAAUGGAGAUUUCUGAAAGCUAUGAAUGCUUCUAGUAUUUUAAGUA
Messenger RNA from Helianthus annuus (common sunflower), 2290 nucleotides. Its product is annotated as protein indeterminate-domain 11. Bases 677 to 2104 code for a protein of 475 amino acids. The transcript is spliced from 3 exons. The record is from RefSeq and is a predicted model, not a curated record. Gene Ontology annotation, molecular function: DNA-binding transcription factor activity. Lineage: Eukaryota; Viridiplantae; Streptophyta; Magnoliopsida; Asterales; Asteraceae. Gene Ontology annotation, cellular component: nucleus.